AUGGCCACCACAGCUGCCGUCACGUCACAUUUUUUUGGAGCUCAACUCCAAAACCCUAGCCCUAGCUUCGGAAAGUUCCAAGCUCUCUUUAGCUUCGGAAAGAAGUCACCACCACCACCACCAAAGAAGGCUCCCAAGAAGCCGGAGACCAACCGGCUCGUGUGGUUUCCCGGUGCACAACCGCCAGAAUGGCUCGACGGUUCGUACGUCGGUGACCGCGGGUUUGAUCCACUGGGGCUGGGGAAGCCAGUGGAGUACUUGCAGUUUGACUACGACGGGUUGGACCAGAACCUGGCCAAGAACUUGGCUGGUGAUGUGAUCGGGACCAGGAUCGAAGCUUCCGACCUCAACCCGACGCCGUUGCAGCCAUACACGGAGGUUUUCGGGCUGCAGAGGUUCAGAGAGUGUGAGCUGAUUCAUGGGAGGUGGGCAAUGCUGGGAUCUCUUGGGGCUCUAGCUGUUGAAGGCCUCACCGGCGUUGCAUGGCAAGACGCUGGAAAGGUUGAAUUGGUUGAAGGAUCAUCCUACCUCGGCCUUCCACUUCCCUUUUCCAUUACCACCUUGAUCUGGAUCGAGGUGUUGCUGCUAGGGUACAUCGAGUUCCAAAGGAAUGCAGAACUCGACCCCGAGAUGAGGUUAUACCCGGGUGGCAAGUUUUUUGAUCCAUUGGGUUUGGCUGCUGAUCCGGAAGAGAAGGAAAGACUUCAACUGGCUGAGAUCAAGCAUGCUCGUCUGGCUAUGGUGGUCUUCCUGAUUUUUGGUAUUCAAGCUGCUGUGACAGGAAAAGGACCCAUCAGUUUUCUAGCUACCUUCAACAAAUAACCAAUUCACAUAUCAAUCGUUUGAGUUCAUUCAUUUGUCUUCCUUAAA
Messenger RNA from Argentina anserina (silverweed cinquefoil), 870 nucleotides. Its product is annotated as chlorophyll a-b binding protein CP29.3, chloroplastic. The coding region runs from base 1 to 822 and encodes 273 amino acids. Lineage: Eukaryota; Viridiplantae; Streptophyta; Magnoliopsida; Rosales; Rosaceae. The record is from RefSeq and is a predicted model, not a curated record. The transcript is spliced from 2 exons. Gene Ontology annotation, biological process: response to light stimulus; photosynthesis, light harvesting in photosystem I. Gene Ontology annotation, cellular component: plastoglobule; chloroplast envelope; chloroplast thylakoid membrane.